UAAAUGCUUAAUUCAGCAUGAAACUAUAUAUAAAAGCAUACAAGGGGAAGUUGUUUCAAGAACCCUACAAGCCUUAAAGCUUUACUGGUAUACAGUGGCUUAAGUUACUGCAUGCGGCCAAGUUUCAACGCCAUGGCGACGGCAAGUGUGAGGAGAAUGAAGCUUGGUUCACAAGGCCUGGAAGUAUCAGCUCAAGGCUUAGGAUGCUUUGGCAUGUCAGGUUUUUAUGGCUCCCCAAAGCCUGAACCUGAAAUGAUCUCUUUGAUCCACCAUGCCAUUAACAGUGGUGUUACUUUCUUUGACACCUCUGAAGCUUAUGGGCCUCUCACCAAUGAAAUCCUUCUUGGCAAGGCUCUGAAGGGAGGGAUGAGAGAAAAAGUUGAAUUGGCUACUAAAUUUGGUAUAAACCAUGGGGAUGAUGGCAAGAUGGAAAUACGUGGUGAUCCAGCUUAUGUGAGAGCUGCCUGUGAGGGGAGCUUGAACCGCCUUGGUGUUGAUUAUAUUGAUCUUUAUUAUCAGCAUCGGAUUGACACUCGAGUACCCAUUGAAGUCACGAUGGGGGAACUGAAAAAACUAGUUGAAGAGGGUAAAAUAAAGUAUAUAGGUCUAUCCGAAGCUUCUGCUUCGACAAUUAGACGUGCUCACGCUGUUCAUCCGAUAACAGCAGUGCAAUUGGAAUGGUCCUUAUGGGCAAGAGAUGUGGAAGAAGAGAUAGUUCCCACAUGCAGGGAACUUGGCAUUGGAAUUGUCGCAUACAGUCCUCUGGGACGAGGAUUCCUUUCAUCUGGGCCUAAAUUGAUUGACAGCUUUUCAAAGGAUGAUGUUAGACAGCGUUUCCCGAGGUUCCAACCCGAAAAUCUGGAGCACAACAAACUGCUAUUCGAGCGCGUAAGUGAAAUCGCAACAAAGAAGGGAUGCACGCCGUCACAGCUUGCACUAGCCUGGAUUCAUCACCAGGGAGAUGAUGUCUGUCCAAUUCCUGGAACCACAAAGAUUGAGAACCUCAAUCAGAAUAUUAAAGCGUUGUCUGUGAAACUGACGCUGCAAGAAAUAGCUGAACUUGAAUCCAUCACUUCGGCGGAUGCUGUGAAGGGUGAUAGAUAUUGGAGUGGUUUUCCUACUUACAAGGAAUCGGAAACGCCGUCACUGUCUUCAUGGAGAGCUUCUUGAAGUUGAAAUUCCUGCAGAGUUUGCAUUCUGCUGAUGCCUUUAACUUCAUGCAAUUUAUGCAAGGCUAAGUAUUUUCUGUAAAAUUAUUAUGCCUGAUUCUGAUAUGGAGAAGAGCAUAGCAGUUUAGUAUUUUGGCCAAUAAACAGAGUGUUCUGUCUGUAAUUCAUCAUUUAAAACUCAUCAAUCAUAUCAUUGAUUUACCUGUGUUUGACGUUGGGAAUUUGAUAUUUUCAUAUUCUGAAGGGGUAUUAUUGUAAUUAAAGAUGUGCUAGCUUAGAAUUAUAAAU
Messenger RNA from Pistacia vera, 1457 nucleotides. RefSeq names its product auxin-induced protein PCNT115-like. Bases 112 to 1170 code for a protein of 352 amino acids. The record is from RefSeq and is a predicted model, not a curated record. The transcript is spliced from 5 exons. Gene Ontology annotation, cellular component: cytoplasm. NCBI's taxonomy places the organism in Eukaryota, Viridiplantae, Streptophyta, Magnoliopsida, Sapindales, Anacardiaceae.